AUGGCUGUGGGCAUCCUGCGCGCCGCCAGGAGGGGAGCAGCAGCUGCUGCAGCAGCAGGAGCGCAGCAGCAGCAGCAGCAGCAGCGGGGCCGGUGGGGCUGCUGCUGGGGAGGGGGCGAGGCCUGCAGGAGCAGCAGGAGGCCGGGCAGCAGCAGCAGGGGCGCAGCAGCAGCGGGGCCGGAGCAGCAGCAGCAGCAGCAGCAGCAGCGGCGGGCGGCAGCAGCAGCGCGGGCCGCAGCGGCGGAGGGCCAGGAGGGGCGCGUUGGGCGGGGGCGGCGGGGAAAGCCGGGAGGCGCAGCAGCAGCAGCAGCAGCAGCAGCAGCAGCAGCAGCAGCAGCAGCAGCAGGCGCCGCGGCGGCCCGGGCGAGGCCGCGGGAUUCCAAGUUGCGAAAAGGCCGAGAGACAACUGGAAAGAAGAAAGGAAAGAUCCGGGAGAAUUGA
Messenger RNA from Eimeria necatrix, 441 nucleotides. RefSeq lists its product as hypothetical. The record is from RefSeq and is a predicted model, not a curated record. NCBI's taxonomy places the organism in Eukaryota, Apicomplexa, Conoidasida, Eucoccidiorida, Eimeriidae. Bases 1 to 441 code for a protein of 146 amino acids. The transcript has a single exon.